This is a messenger RNA of Melanotaenia boesemani (Boeseman's rainbowfish), 6219 nucleotides long. It is a transcript of the gene gpr155a, whose product is annotated as G protein-coupled receptor 155a. NCBI's taxonomy places the organism in Eukaryota, Metazoa, Chordata, Actinopteri, Atheriniformes, Melanotaeniidae. The coding region runs from base 259 to 2724 and encodes 821 amino acids. The transcript has 16 exons. The record is from RefSeq and is a predicted model, not a curated record. Gene Ontology annotation, cellular component: membrane. Gene Ontology annotation, biological process: intracellular signal transduction; transmembrane transport.
CGUUAAGCAAUGUGGCCGUUAAAGCUGCCGUAUUGCGCUAUUUUAAUGUUUUUAUAGAUAGGUUUGUGGAGCAAACCAGAAAGUUUGGUCUUGUAUGUAACCUUACGUUGUAGCCAUGUGCCUCCUGCUACCGUUAGGUGGCUGACUGAAUCUUACCAGCUGUUUCCAACGAACUUUGACCGAGACAUGGGACUUCAAGAUAGGACAACAACUAUCUGGCAGGGACGGACCCAACAUUAGCAUAACAACAACCCAGUCAUGAGUGGAAAAAUCAGCAUGAUGGAGGCACCGGGCAGCUACAACUUUUCAUACAAAGAGGAGAACUCAGACCCCUCUGAUCUCUCCACCACCAUGACUAUAGAUAGGCUCUUCCCGGCUCUCCUGGAGUGCUUUGGGAUCAUUUUGUGCGGUUACAUCGCCGGGAGGACAAACAUCAUCACCUCCAGUCAAGCCAAAGGAUUGGGAAAUUUUGUUUCUAAGUUCGCUCUCCCAGCCCUGCUUUUUAAGAACAUGGUGCUACUGGACUUUGCUAAUGUCAUCUGGCCAUUUCUCUGGAGCAUCCUCAUCGCGAAAGUGUCUGUGUUUUGUAUUGUUUGCAUCCUAACUCUGAUAGUUGCCAGUCCUGACAGUCGCUACAGUAAGGCUGGGCUCUUCUCGAUAUUUGCCACCCAAAGCAAUGAUUUUGCUUUGGGAUAUCCAAUAGUUGAAGCACUCUACCUGACCACAUACCCAGAGUACCUCCAGUAUAUCUACCUGGUUGCACCUGUGUCUCUGAUGCUCCUAAAUCCCAUUGGAUUUGCACUCUGUGAGAUCCAGAAAUGGAAGAAUGAGGGAAAUCCACAACAGAGUAAACUACUUCUUGUAGGACUUGUAGUCUGGCAGGUCCUAAAGAACCCCAUUGUUUUCAUGGUUGUCAUUGGUAUCAUCGCCCACUUUGUCCUACACCAGACAAUUCCUGCUUUCAUGGCUGAGUUUGUGGAUGGCUUAGCCAACUCUUUUGGCGGAGCAGCCCUGUUCUACCUGGGUCUGUCCAUGGUGGGUCAGUUGAGGAAAUUGACAAGAUCCACAGUUGUGACACUGAUAUUACUCAUUACUGCAAAACUGCUGCUGAUGCCCCUUAUUUGUAAGGACAUGGUUGAUCUGCUGGACAACAGCAACAGAAGUGCUCUGAACCACUCCAGCCUUUCUGAUUACGCCUUUCUUUAUGGCGUGUUUCCCACUGCGCCGAGUGUGGCCAUCUACGCAGUUUAUUAUAACGCAGAACUAGAAGUUAUAACCUCUGGGAUGGUCAUCAGCACUUUUCUCUCAGCUCCAAUAAUGUACGUUUCGGCCUGGUUACUCACAAUCCCCUGGAUGGAUCCCCAGCUUUUAAGGAAGUCGCUGCAGAAUGUCAGUUUUGAUAUCAGCAUAGUGAGCUUGGUUGCUCUGAUUUGGACAAUUGCCGUCAUGUUUUUAAGUAAGAAAUUCAAGAGGCUACCUCACAUGUUUACUGUCAACCUUUUCUUGGCUCAGCUGUUAACUUGCAUUGGGAUGAUUUUGUGGAACUUUGUGGUGAUGUCAGACAACUUCAUCCUGAAGGUCCUGACCUUCACAUUAUUAAGUGCCUCCCUCUACAGUACCUACAUAUGGCCAGGGUUAAUAGCGCUCUCAGUUGUGCUCUUGAAAAGAUAUGAUGAUCUAAAAGGAUCGUCAGGCUUGUUGGUCAUUGCAGGCUGGGGGAUUCCUUCUUUUGUUACGGCUGUUCUGCUUGUGUCUGGGCGAAACACGGCUGACACAAAUGAUGUGUCUUUCUUCUAUGGCAAAGCACAGUUAAUCUGCACCACAGUUGUCGUCAGCAUCAGCAUACUCCUGGGGGGAGGCUCGCUUGUGUGUCUCAGUAGAGGAAGCUGGGCCCAAAAUAAUCAAAACCCAGAGGAAAAUUCAUCCUGUAAUGCUGCAGAGGAUCAUAUGACUGUAGCUGAACCAGAAGUGCAGACUUGUGCUGAGCCAACCUGCACAGCAGGAAUAAGAGAGGGCCUCAUAUGUGACUGCGCUCCACCCCAGCCCAUGCCUGAUAUGAUCAUCAGCACUAAUAUGAACAACACACCAAUUACGCUCAUGGGUCAGUGUGAGAAUGGAUGCCAGUCAACAGACUGCCUCCUCAUUCACAUGGAGGAGCUCCAACAGGUUGCAGAUAGACAAGUAGUCCGUCAUGUGCUCAUGUGUCUGCUCCUGACUGUCUGCCUGCUGGCUAACUUAUCCAGCUGCUUCUGGUUGCUCUAUAACCACGAUUCUGGGAGGCUCUACUUGGAGCUGCAGUUCUUUUGUGCUGUAGCCAACUUUGGACAGGGACUUAUUUCCUUUGCACUUUUUGGGCUGGACAAGCAUUUGAUUUUAUUGCCGUUUAAGAGGUUGUUUAGUUGGUGCUUUAGAAAGAAACAAGAAGAGCAGCUGGUGUCGGAUUUACCCGAUGACAUCAGGAUGACUUGCACCCAGUUCAACAAGUACCACAAGCAGCAGUGUUUUCAUGACAUUGUUAAAAAGAGAAGGUGUGGAAAAGAGACUGUGGUGGACUGUUUUCUUGGCUGUGAACUUGUGGAGUGGCUUCAUCAGGUGGGCUUGGCACAGGACCGUAGUGAGGCAGUACUUUAUGGGGCACGGCUACUGCAGGGAGGUGUUCUCCAGCACAUCAAGCACGAAUACAGCUUUGAAGACAGUCAGCUUUAUUACUACUUCAUUAAAUAAAAUAGAAUAGUUAAAGGUGAAAUUUCUUGCAGUAUAAAUGUACAGUGCGUUUCAUUUCAAAUAGAAAAUUCUGCUCUGUGAACUCUGUACAGUGCAGCUCUAGACAAAGCAUGCCAUGUGACCUCACCCUUAUGUGUUGGCAAAUAACAGCAGACCAAGUUAUGCAAGUUCAUGCUUCUCAUGAACUAGUUCAAAUUCAUGAAGUUUUAAAUUAAUAGUUCAUGUUUAUAGUUCACCACUUCAGUUUUGAACUAGUUCAAAGUUCAGUUGUUUUAAGUUUGAACUGAUAAUGAAAGAUUGAAACGUAACUUGCAACUAACCAACUAACUUCUUGCUGGGAAAUCACACUCUUGAAGGCUGCAGGCAGUGCGAGCUGGGUGGUUCGGAGCUGUUGGCAUGGGGUCUUGCGCUUGAUGAGGAUUUGCAGAUGUCCUCUCAAACUGGAGAGAUGCUUCAACUCCACAUGUCUCUCUUUAAAUCAGUCAAAGAGGCUGAUGUUCUAAACUUGUUUUGUAAGUGCAGGCAAACAUAACUUGCAUAGAAACGUUAGACUUUUACUGUGGGAAACACGUAAAAGUUAUCAUAAACACGCAAAGCAUAUGAUGCGCACUCUGUCUGCAGCUUCUCUCCUUUCACCUUCACUUGCCCUUUCAGAGCAGGACUGCAUCUACCAUGCCAAGUGUCUGGGCUUCAGUGUGCAAUGCAUGGUGGGUAACGUAGUCUGAAAUGGGUUUAGUGCUGGAAAAUGUAGGCAGAGGCUGUUGCGGGACCUCACAUAACCUGAUCGAAUUCAUGUUAACGUUCUUCAUUCACAAAUAUGUUGCAUUCAGUUCAGCGUUCACAGAAAAAUGAACGUAUUCAAUGAACGUGUUCAUUUGAACUCGUUCGCACACAACUCUGCAGCGGACUGUGAAAUUAAGUGUGACACUGUACAUUGUGUGGAGCUGGUCUUAAAGUGAAUUAAUUAAUUAUGUUUUGGGUUGUUUUUUUAAACCAUCUCAGGCUUUAAAGGAACCCAGACUAAUAAGAGGCACAAACCUUCAUUACGUUCUACUAUUUAAAAACAAUGUUAAAAAUACAGGAAAUAUUUUUCAAAUCUCCAAAAAUCUUUUAAGUUUAUCUCAGUUUCAACUGUGAAGCCCACUAAUAUUUUACUUGUGCAAUAGAUUCUGAGUUAUGUGUCAUCUGGCAACGCUCUGCAGGUUUCAGUAACAUUACAACUUUUACUGGCCAGCUGUAAAAAUAUCAAAUUUACAUCACAUGGUGCUGCUUUUGGCUGUGGUCUCUUGUCAAAUGGCAACAAGGAAAGUAAAACAAGUUUCCCAAAUUUCCUAGAGCAAAUACAGUUUCUUAAGACUUGCAUCUGUGGUCUCACCACAUCUUCCCUGUUCCUGCACUUGCUCCUGUCAAUAGAGCCACAGGUAAGGAACUUAUGGGUGUUGCUUACUGUAACAGUAGUUACAACAAAAUGUGCUCAUUAAAUGUCCUUUUCCAUUUUGAAAUGCAACUAAUUGACAAGUGAGAUAUGCUUUCACAUGAGUGAAAUAAAAAAUGCUGGUCUUGGCAAUUUAAUGCAACCAUAACAUUAUGAUUGUGGUCUUUAAGGUGUGUAGUACAUACAAGAGCUACCAAAGUAUUCUAUCCCUGUUGGCAGUACCCUCAUCCACAAAGACCAACUGAUUCCCACAGAAAUUGCGUCAUUAAUAACUUUAUGCUUUUGUCAGCCAUUUAAAGUUUAAAAACCAUAACAAAGUUCAAACACAACAAAACUAAACCACAGUUGUGUCACAAGUGGUUCAGGUUCAUACUGAUGCCAAACUGAAGUCGUAUUUAUCUCCCUGUAGAGCCCAGGGACCAGACAUGUUCCGGCCAGUUGACAUCGUUAAUAAUGCAUUGUAGCAUAAACAAUAGUGGACUAUGGGUUGAAGCUUUUUCUCUAAUAUUACAAAAACAGUUUAAUUUCUUUAAAUGUCACAUUUAUUUUGCAGAGGUCAGUGUUGCCCUCAAGGUCAUGGCAGUGGUAUUAGUCUGGGUUCCUUUUGAUAUUUAACAUUUCUGAAAUGUGAAUUUGCAGCUGUCUUGUUUUACCUGUUACAACAUGCCAAUAACCUAUGACCAUGCAUGUAAAGAAAGUCUCUGUUAAACCAUAUUUCUUUUAUAAAAAAAAAAACACGUAUUUACAGGUGAAACUGGAAGUAAGCAGUUAUCUCUUAUUGAUUGCAAGAAACUGAAUUUAGAACUACUCACUGGUACAGUGGAUAAAAAAGGAUUAAACUAGGAAUUUAAAGGGAAUGACUUUAAAUUAAGAUUUUUUGCUAUAUUUUAAUUAAGUAAACAUAUGUGCAUUAGUACUGGUAUACAGUUUUAUGCUGAUUUUAUGAGUGAUAGAAGCACAGAAAGGUGUUCUCACUGGUCAUUUUCUGCUGAAUGUUUUAUUGCCUAUACUGAGACACCUCUGCACACAUAAUCACUCUUCUUAGUUACAAAGACUAAAAGAAAUAUGGCAUUAGAUUUUAUUUUGUCUUAGUAUUUAUGUUUGUUACCAAUUGGCUUAUUGCUAAUGUAGCAUGAGGGAAAGGUAUUGUUGCUUAACUAACUUGCAGUUUUAAAUGACUAUGGCAUCAUUAAAGAAAGGGAUUCUGAUUAUUCAUCAGGAUUAUGUAGCACACAAACAAACAAACUGGGCAAUUUUUUAAACAGCUCUUUUAAUGAUCACAAAAGCAAACUGUCAUUUAAUAAAUUAAAAACAACUCAUCAUUAUUUCAUAAUAUGGUCAUGCAAUACCGUACAGGGGGCCUGUACUAAGAAGCAGGGUUUGCACCUUAACAAGAUGAUUUUAGGUUUACCUAAGGGUUUUCAGAGUGGUAAUCCACCAAAAACCAAACCUGCAGAAUGUUUGUUCAUAAAAAAUAAACAGGGAAAAUAAGCAUAAGUCUUGAAUCACUGGAAUAUUUAUUUUGGUUUUGUUAAUGUUUUUUCUGCAUCUUAUUACCUGGACAUUACGUAAACUGAACCUGAACAUGAAGUAGUAGUACUAUGCUGUGCUUUACACAGCAACCAUGUUGUCUUCAGCCUGUCUUAUAUGACUAAGUUUUAUAUAUUUUUUGUUUAUAAUUUGUUAAUUACUACUAUACAUUUGUGCUGCAUAAAACAAACACAAAGCUCUAGAUCAGUGUUUAUAAUGUUCCAAACUGCUACCAACAUCAGACCUGCUAACCACACUCCUGUCAGUCCAUAUAACCAAAAGCUAAUGCUGCAACUGUGACGUGUUUUUGCUGUUUUUUUCCCUUUUUGGAAAAGAUUAUAUUGAAAAUUGAGAUUAAUUCAUUUUUGUUGUUCUUUUAAAACCAAAAGUUUAAUUUUUGGUAAGUGAGAUUGUUGAAAGUCUUUGGUUUUGUAAUGGAAUUAUUGUAAUGCAGUGUGUGUCACACUGUCAAAACCUGCAUGUUAUGUAACAUUCAUGUUUGAAAAUAAAAUUGCUUCUCAACCUUUAAA